GCGGACGAAGAAAACUAUGUCCCUCUCGCUGGUGCGGAACGAUUAUCUCAGGUGUUUGUAAAGGUACGACAAAGACAAAUAUAUAUUUGAGAUUGUGGUCAAAAGUAUAGGUGUUCCCUAUAAAAACAUCAUGGCAGGCCUUUAUCGGCCUAUCACGCACUGACGGUAAAAAAUAUCAACUCGGUGCGGGAGGAGGCCUAUUGUGGCCCGCCGUCCCAACAGGCUGUUGGCGGCCCGAUACCGCACAGAGCGCCCGCCUCGCCAGUUAGUGUUGGGCAAGCUGUCGGAACUGACGUACGUCACGUUUUUUUUAUUCCUUAAAAUUAAAGGCACGAUGUCAGGCAACAAAAGAAAUAUAAAUAUUUUGGAAAAUAAAUUAAUUUUAACAAAUUAUUAACAAAUCGCACAAGUUCGGAGUUAAAAUUUACAAAUUAUGCACUCCAGAAGGAUAUACAUAUAAUUCAAUAAUUUAUUCCGGAAAAGGUGAAAAUGGCCCUGAAAAAAAUCAUAGUAAAGCCACCGUACUGAAACUAAUUCAAGGACUGGAAAACAAAUGCCGUGUAUUAAUUGCUGAUAAUUUUUAUUCUUCAAUAGAAUUGGCUGAACAACUUCUAUCUCUCAAAACCCGUUAUUGCGGUACCCUAAGAUCAAAUCGAAGAGGGCUACCUAAGAAUAUAGUAUCACUUAAAUUGAAAAAGGGUGAAAUCAGAGGAUCUAUGAACAAAAAUGGCGUUAAAGUUAUGAAAUGGGUUGACAAAAGGCAACUUCUGAUGCUAUCUACUCUCAAAGAGGACAAAGAUGAGCUUGUCAAUACAGGCAGAAAAAAUAGGAAGACAUACGAAGAUAUAAAAAAGCCUACAUGUGUCUUAACAUAUAAUAACAAAAAAAAAAGGUGUUGACUUCAGCGACCAAAUGUCUGCAUAUUAUUCUACAUUAAAAAGAGGGCUCAAAUGGUUCAGAAAAGUGGGUAUGGAAUAUUUGUUUGGCAUGGCGUUGGUAAACGCUUGGAUUAUAUACAACAUGAAAAAUGAGAAGAAGGUUUCAAAGAAAGAAUUUACAGAAGCAUUAAUACAAUCAAUUACUGGAAAAAAUUUAUGCCCUGAUAGAAAUCAAGUAACACCUACGGCCGAUCAUAUCCUUGAGAUGAGCGGUAAACGGCGAAAUUGUGUAGGGUGCUAUGAAAAACUGCGGGAAACCAUGAAGAGUUCCGAGGUGAAAAGGAAAGUAAAAAAAAUUAAAACAUACUGCAGAAUGUGCAAGCAAAAUCUUUGUGCGAAAUGUUUUAAAGACAGCCAUUAA
Molecule: messenger RNA, 1299 nt
Organism: Bombyx mori (domestic silkworm)
Lineage: Eukaryota; Metazoa; Arthropoda; Insecta; Lepidoptera; Bombycidae
Exons: 2
Coding region: 913-1299 (128 amino acids)
Source: RefSeq, a predicted model, not a curated record